UGCAGAACCUUACUCUGUUUCGUCUUCCCCCUUCUCUCCCAAACGGAAAAGCGGCGACUAAGACGAAACGAACAGGAUCUCUCCCUUUCCUCUUCAUCAUCCUCCUCUGCAACGAAUCUCAAUAGGAUUGAUUGUUUAAUGGGGAAAGGUUUGAUAUGGGCAUCGGCAGAAGAUCUAGCAAAGAACAGAGGUCGUGUGUUAUCCCUGUAUCGCCAAUUACUGCGAAGCUUCAACAAUCCUGAUUUGGAUCUGAAUUUGGCAGCAAGACUUGCGAAGAAAGCUGAGGUACGUGCCAUUUUCAUGCUGGGUUCUGAGGAGCAAUCCCUUUCCAACAUCAAAGACCUCAUUGAUGCUGCAGAUUACUCGCUAUCUGUGUUGAAGAAAGGUCAAAUCCCUAAACGGAGACAAUAUCUCUGAUCAAUUCUUAAUAUAACAAUGUAUAUCAUCUACUACUACUACUACAGAUUGAAUCAAAAACUUGAAUAAUUUCAUUCUCUAAUCUUGGAUCUAUCUGGGUUAUCUCUAUCUCAUGAAUUUUGCAACAUGUUUUAUGUCAAAAUCUGUGAGAGUCACUUGUUCUUGUUGGUUGUUCCUUUUGUUGUUAUUGAGAGCAUCUUUCAGAAUUCCCAAACUUUCA
This is a messenger RNA of Impatiens glandulifera, 637 nucleotides long. RefSeq lists its product as uncharacterized. The record is from RefSeq and is a predicted model, not a curated record. NCBI's taxonomy places the organism in Eukaryota, Viridiplantae, Streptophyta, Magnoliopsida, Ericales, Balsaminaceae. The coding region runs from base 139 to 417 and encodes 92 amino acids. The transcript has a single exon.